AUGGUUGCUGUACUCGCCCUCGUUUCCUCUCUCGUCGCUGCCGCCUCGACCGUCCAGGCCGGCGUGAUCCCCCACCAUCACCGCGCGCUCACUUUCGCCCGCUCGGCCGUCCCUGAGGGAUGGAUCACCGACAUCAUGGAGCCGUAUGAUGAGUACCAUACUCGUUACAUGGCCCUCGACUGCGAGGACCAGCACGACACUGCCUUCUUUGAUCUGUGCUGCCACCCCAUGAAGUCCAACGAGACUCUCGCAACGGCCCGUGACGCGUCUUGCGACCCCGCCAACGCCUCUACCUCCGUCGUCCUCUCCGCUACGGCUACGGUCACCUCUUCGUCUUCUGCUGCGACCAACGUCGCUAGCAGCGAUGACGAUGAGGACUGCGAUGAUGAAGAUGACUCUGGCGAUGAUGACGAGGAGGACUGCGACGAUGACGGCGAGACCACUUCCGCUGUCGCCGCUACCUCCACCAAGGCUGCUGCCACUUCCAAGGCUGCCGUUACUUCCAAGGCUGCUGCUACCACCAAGGCCGCAGCUACCUCGAAGGCCGCUGAGACGACUUCCGCCGCCGCCGAGACCACGACCUCCAAGGCCGCUGCCUCUUCGGCCAAGCCCACUACGUCCGCCGCUGCUAAGCCCACGACGACGUCCGAGGCUCAGGCUACCACCACGAAGAAGGCUACCUCGACGAAGGCUGCCAGCUCCGCUCAGGCUACCUCUACCGCCUCGAGUGACGACUCUGGUGACUUCAUCGAGGGCGGCAAGGCCACCUUCUUCUACCAGGAGGGCGGAACCGGCUCAUGCGGUAACAAGAACUCCGACAGCACCCUUCUCGUCGCUGUUCAGGAGGACCGCAUGAACUCUUCCCUCUGCGGCAAGAAGGUCGAAAUCAUCAACACCGCGAACGGCAAGUCGGUUGAGGCUACGGUCCAGGACACCUGCCCCGGCUGCGCGAACGCGAACUCGCUCGACCUCAGCGUUGCUGCUUUCGACGCCAUUGGUGAUGAGGCUACCGGUGUCCUCAACAUCAAGUGGAAGUUCCUCGACUAA
Peniophora sp. CBMAI 1063 is the source of this 1047-nucleotide messenger RNA. The record is from the annotation of a GenBank genome assembly. NCBI's taxonomy places the organism in Eukaryota, Fungi, Basidiomycota, Agaricomycetes, Russulales, Peniophoraceae.